AUGUAUACCGCUGGCUAUCGCUUCUUUGUCAUUCCGGACGCAUUCUUAGUGGACAUUCCGCACACUGAAAAAGGCCCAGCACAGACGGACGACAACCACAAGCUGUCCAAUGCGCUGUGGAAGUCCUUCUAUCGCUUUGUACCGAACCGCUACGGCAUCGAUGGACUGCCUCCUUACAAAGUGUGCAUGUGUCUCAAGUCAUUACGGCAUACGCUGAUGACGGUGACAUACGACGUAGAUGAUUUGGUGGUGGGUUUGAGUUUUUUUUUGGGGUACGGGGUCGAGAGUAGGCUG
Molecule: messenger RNA, 294 nt
Organism: Sphaeroforma arctica JP610
Lineage: Eukaryota; Ichthyosporea; Ichthyophonida
Exons: 2
Source: RefSeq, a predicted model, not a curated record